CAUACUCUGAAUGUAAAAACUCAACUUGAUUUUAGUUUGCUCAUUUUUUUAUUUUAAAAUAUAAAUAAAUACUUUUAUUUGUGUGUAAUGUCAACUGAAUGUGAGCUGGCAAAUUGCAAUAAAUGGGAAGAAAAAUGCGUAUCUGCAUGGUAUCGGACUUCUUUUAUCCAAGCAUUGGUGGAGUCGAGGAACAUAUAUACAAUCUCUCUCAAAUGCUGCUGGCAUUGGGACACAAGGUUGUUGUUUUGACGCACGCUUAUGGAGAUUGCAGCGGCAUUCGUCAUAUGACGCAUGGCCUGAAGGUUUAUUACCUGCCCAUAAAGGUGUGCUACAAUCAAUGCAUCCUGCCCACUGCCGUCUGCAAUGUGCCCAUGCUGCGAGCCGUGCUUUUGCGCGAACAAGUGGACGUAGUCCAUGGUCAUUCAGCAUUUAGCGCGCUGGCUCACGAGGCUUUGAUGGUGGGCGCGCUGCUUGGACUGAAGACUGUCUUCACGGAUCACAGCUUGUUUGGCUUUGCUGAUCUUUCUGCUGCCUUGACCAAUAAGCUCUUGGAAAUUACGUUGAGUAUGGUGAACCAUGCCAUCUGCGUCUCUCACAUUGGCAAGGAGAAUACCGUGUUGCGUGCUCGUGUAGCAAAACAUCGCGUCUCUGUCAUACCUAAUGCUGUGGACACCGCGCUUUUCACACCUGACCCUUCACAGAGACCCGUCAACGGAGUCAUAAAUAUAGUCGUUGCGUCUCGCUUGGUCUACCGCAAGGGCAUCGAUCUGCUGGCAGGGGUAAUCCCACGCUUUAAGAAUACCCCAAAUAUUAAUUUUAUUAUAGUUGGAGAUGGUCCUAAACGAGAUCUUCUGGAGGAGAUUCGUGAGAAGACAAAUAUGCAGGAUCGUGUCGAGAUUUUGGGCGCUGUUAAGCAUGCCGAGGUGCGUGAUGUCCUUGUGCGUGGUCACAUCUUUGUUAACACCUCAUUGACGGAGGCCUACUGCAUGGCCAUUGUGGAGGCCGCUAGCUGUGGCCUUCAAGUGGUAUCCACCAGUGUGGGUGGCAUUCCGGAAGUGUUGCCCAAUAACCUAAUACUGCUUGCCGAGCCGGACAUAGAAGCUAUAUAUGCGGCUAUAUUAGUAGCCAUCGAUAGACAUCGCAGGAUUUGCAAGGUGGCUAAGAUAGAGGAAGGUAAUGGAAGAGCGAAGCGUAAGAGGAAGAAGAAAGGCACGGCUAGGCCAGCAAAUGGAGCUGCAAUCGGUGCGAUGACAGUAGAAGCAGGCACAGCAGCUGGGGGCGAUCCUGGAAAAUCUGUCACAGCAUCAGCUGGAGAUGGAACAGCUGAAAGAGCAGCUGAUGAUGGGACAGCAGGAACUGAUAGAUUAGCAGGUGGGGAAGGAACACCUGCACGAGCAGCAGGAGAUACUAGAGGAGCAAUAGGAGGAGGGGCAACAACUGUCUUUGGAGAUGGAGGAUCAACUGGUAAGCAGGCAGGGCCAGAGCUCUGUCCACACAGAUGCAAUGAACUGGUGGAAACUCUCUACAACUGGGAGGAUGUGGCCCAGCGUACGAUCAAGGUAUACGAUCGAGUGUUAAAAGAACGCGCAUUUACGCUCAGCGAACUGAUUUAUGCUGUCUAUCAAUGUGGAUCAUGGUUUUUGGCUUUCCUAGUCGUGAGUCACUUUACGUUGCGCUUGAUGGAGCUCUGGCGUCCACGCAGUCGCAUUGAGUUUGCUCACGAGGCGAGAAAAAAGCCUAGAUAAUGAUAAAUAUUUGUAUUCCAUUAGAACUUCCAAUUUAUUGUUAGUUUUAUAGACCAUUUUGUCAAUUAGUUCAAAUAUACCAAGGUGUUCGCUAUAACAUUUUGUGAUAAGAUACGUAAAUAAACAUUGGUUUUCUUUAACCGGUUAACAUGAUGUUA
Drosophila hydei is the source of this 1903-nucleotide messenger RNA. RefSeq names its product phosphatidylinositol N-acetylglucosaminyltransferase subunit A (gene PIG-A). The record is from RefSeq and is a predicted model, not a curated record. Gene Ontology annotation, cellular component: glycosylphosphatidylinositol-N-acetylglucosaminyltransferase (GPI-GnT) complex. Gene Ontology annotation, molecular function: phosphatidylinositol N-acetylglucosaminyltransferase activity. The coding region runs from base 123 to 1745 and encodes 540 amino acids. Gene Ontology annotation, biological process: GPI anchor biosynthetic process. Lineage: Eukaryota; Metazoa; Arthropoda; Insecta; Diptera; Drosophilidae. The transcript is spliced from 3 exons.